AUGACCCACAUCAUUGACCUGGUGCCCCGGGACGACUGCUCCACGCACGCAUUCGCGUCCCCCGCCAUCCUGCUGCCACUGGGGCCGCCACGCAACCAGCUGGCGGGCGUGAAGCAGCAGCUCUACCACCCGGCCCUGCCCAGCCUGCGCCGCAUGGACAUGGACUCGGUCAGGGCCUGCCUUUCCGACGAGCACUGCCGGUCCACCACCUACUGCCGCAGAGAUGACUUUGACAACGCCCACUUCACACUUUUGGGUGUCCCCAACAAACCCCUGCAGUGCUUGGACGUCACGGCGACGGGCCAGAGACUCCGCAACAGGUGCCGCGAGGGAAAGCUGGUACCCAUCGUGCCGGGCAUCAACCGGGUCGACUGGCCCUGCUUCACACGCGCCAUUGAGGACUGGUCCCGCUUCGUGUCUUCCCCCGGCGAGUUCAAGCUGCCCUGCCCGAGCAAGAGGGUCGAGAGUUUCAGUGGCUACGCGGUGCGGUACUUGAAGCCGGAGGUGACCCAGAAUUGGCGAUACUGUCUCAACCAGAACCCCAGCCUGGACCGCUACGGACAGAAGCCCCUGCCUUUCGACUCCUUGAACGCCUUCCGACACUUCGGCUCAAUCUACAGUCGUGUCAACUAUCUGACCCCCUGGCAUUAAUCUGUGAAAAGGAAGCCGACCCUCAGGCUGCUGGACUCUGGCACCUCAGGUUCUCCAGCAGGACAGGGGGUGUGUGGUGGCACCACUCAUUUCCCUACGAGGUCAGCCUGACUGGAAAUAA
This is a messenger RNA of Leptonychotes weddellii (Weddell seal), 772 nucleotides long. The record is from RefSeq and is a predicted model, not a curated record. NCBI's taxonomy places the organism in Eukaryota, Metazoa, Chordata, Mammalia, Carnivora, Phocidae.